Bipolaris maydis ATCC 48331 is the source of this 930-nucleotide messenger RNA. RefSeq lists its product as uncharacterized. The record is from RefSeq and is a predicted model, not a curated record. NCBI's taxonomy places the organism in Eukaryota, Fungi, Ascomycota, Dothideomycetes, Pleosporales, Pleosporaceae.
CCGCCGCCGCCUCCUCCUCCGCCUUCAGCACCGCCUAGUAGCAUGCAGCCUAUGACCUUUCAUACCUCUUUCAAUCCAUACUCCCAACCACCACCUCCCCCUCCGCCUCCACCACCUCCUCCUCCUCCUCCACCGCCGCCACCACCGCCACCACCUCCAGCAUCAUUCGACCACCUCCCAUUCAUCCCAGAAUGGGAAGUCAACACAGCCCACCAGUUCAUCCCCGCACGCUCCCUCGGCGUCCCAACCAAUGACAUCUCGAGCCACAUAGUCCGCAUUGUGCCCUUCCGACGCAACGUCUUCCUGAUGCGUCACCAAGCCUACGGGGCCGACUACCAAGAAUACGAGUGGCUCUUCCGCCACGCCGACACGGGCAUCUGGUACGAGAAGGCCAGCAAGUCGUCUUCGGCCAAGCUCGCCAAGUGCGACACGGAGCCCUUUUCGACCGCCCAGGACAAGGUGCUCGCGGUGCCGCACGCAAAGCCCCUCAGUCUUGAACUACCCAAGGUAUGGGCCUCUGCUGGUCUUACCACGCUACUCGACGACGUCAGUCGUGGCACCGACGCCGCUAGCUCCAGCGGGUCGCAGUACCAAAGCACCAGUCUCGCGCAGUCCGAAGCCAUGCCGCUUGUGUACUGCCUCGUCAUCAGCACCUUUGACGCCGACCACACCUUUCCGCAAGAAGCGCAUUACAAGGGCCGUCACAUCUACAAGCUGAUCAAGUGCGGGAGCCGCGAAGCGGCGGUGCUUGAGGCGUUUUAUGCCGCCGGCGUGCAUGGCUGGAAUGUCCUUUUCACGUGCGUGAUGCGGCUUGGAGACGAGUUUGAGGAGAAGCCGGGGAAGGCGAUGAAGGUGAGGUUGGCGCAGUUGGCGAGGGAGGAGGCGGAGGCGGAGAAGGAGGGGGUUAGGGUGUUCUAUUAAGAAGGUAAG